AUGCCAAGACGUGUAAGUCGGUUUCGGCCGACGACGGCAAGCUCGAAAAUCAUAGAUCCAGGAUCACAGCCACGAAGGCGGACAACCAGAAUACGAUGGCGCCAGUCAUUGCGUAGAAACGGUGUUUUCGCUUUUUCUUUUUUUUUUUCUCUCUUUUUUUUGUUACUCCAACAUCAGAGAAUCCAGGGGACGGCCUUCUGGUUGGGGGCCUCACAAGACACAGAAAAUGGAAAGAAUCCCACUAGGCAUUCGGGGUGGCAUUUUAGACUGGUGCCAACGACCGCUGUCAGGCCCUGCGCCCUCCAGCCAUGUUAG
Messenger RNA from Pyricularia grisea, 315 nucleotides. RefSeq lists its product as uncharacterized. The coding region runs from base 1 to 315 and encodes 104 amino acids. The transcript has a single exon. The record is from RefSeq and is a predicted model, not a curated record. NCBI's taxonomy places the organism in Eukaryota, Fungi, Ascomycota, Sordariomycetes, Magnaporthales, Pyriculariaceae.